Emys orbicularis (European pond turtle) is the source of this 1275-nucleotide messenger RNA. RefSeq names its product ribosomal modification protein rimK like family member B (gene RIMKLB). The record is from RefSeq and is a predicted model, not a curated record. Lineage: Eukaryota; Metazoa; Chordata; Testudines; Emydidae. The transcript has 6 exons. Gene Ontology annotation, molecular function: ATP binding; metal ion binding; N-acetyl-L-aspartate-L-glutamate ligase activity. Gene Ontology annotation, biological process: protein modification process. The coding region runs from base 115 to 1275 and encodes 386 amino acids. Gene Ontology annotation, cellular component: cytoplasm.
GGCACUGAAAGAAGCACCCAUCUUUGACAUCCCUUCAUCUCUUACCCCUUGCUCCCCAAACCUCUGAGUUCCAUUAAAAGGAGAUCCCAGAGGUUGCAAGACUAGUCAAACAAGAUGUGCAGCUCAGUUGCUCCCAGGCUGUGGUUCUUAACAGAUCGUCGUAUCAGGGAAGACUAUCCUCAACAGGAGAUCCUGAGGGCGCUCAAGGCCAAGUGCUGUGAAGAGGAACUAGACUUUCGGGCCUUGGUGAUGGAUGAAGUGGUACUGACCAUUGAGCAUGGAAACCUGGGUCUCCGGGUGAAUGGGGAGCUCAUUACUGCCUAUCCACAGGUGGUGGUUGUACGUGUGCCAACGCCCUGGGUCCAGAGCGACAGUGACAUCACGGUCCUUCGCCACUUGGAGAAGAUGGGUUGCCGGUUGAUGAAUCGGCCCCAAGCCAUCCUCAACUGUGUCAACAAGUUCUGGACCUUCCAGGAGCUGGCUGGUCAUGGUGUGCCUCUCCCAGACACCUUCUCCUAUGGUGGUCAUGAGAACUUUGCCAAAAUGAUUGAUGAGGCGGAGGUGCUGGAGUUUCCCAUGGUGGUGAAGAACACACGAGGUCACCGAGGCAAAGCUGUAUUCCUGGCACGAGAUAAGCACCAUUUGGCAGACCUGAGCCAUUUAAUUCGUCAUGAGGCCCCUUACCUGUUCCAGAAAUAUGUCAAGGAGUCCCAUGGCAAGGAUGUGCGUGUCAUCGUGGUAGGCGGCCGCGUGGUGGGGACCAUGCUGCGCUGCUCAACAGAUGGAAGGAUGCAGAGCAACUGCUCACUUGGCGGUGUAGGGAUGAUGUGCUCACUGAGUGAACAAGGCAAGCAGCUGGCAGUCCAGGUGUCAAACAUCCUGGGGAUGGACGUGUGUGGCAUCGACCUACUGAUGAAAGAUGAUGGCUCGUUCUACGUCUGCGAGGCCAAUGCAAAUGUAGGUUUCAUUGCCUUUGACAAGGCUUGUAAUCUAGAUGUAGCUGGUAUCAUAGCGGACUAUGCCGCUUCUCUCCUUCCCCCCGGUCGCUUGACGCGGCGUAUGUCCUUGCUCUCUGUGGUGUCCACGGCCAGCGAGACUAGCGAGCCAGAGCUGGGCCCUCCAGCUAGUGCCGCUGUCGACAAUAUGAGUGCUAGCUCCAGCUCUGUCGACAGCGACCCUGAGACCACGGAGAGAGAGUUGCUCACCAAGCUCCCGGGGGCUUUAUUCAACAUGAACCAGCUACUAGCCAAUGAGAUCAAACUCCUUGUGGAAUGA